Messenger RNA from Rhagoletis zephyria (snowberry fruit fly), 6823 nucleotides. It is a transcript of the gene S, whose product is annotated as EGF receptor activation regulator Star. Gene Ontology annotation, biological process: endosomal transport; endoplasmic reticulum to Golgi vesicle-mediated transport. NCBI's taxonomy places the organism in Eukaryota, Metazoa, Arthropoda, Insecta, Diptera, Tephritidae. Gene Ontology annotation, cellular component: endoplasmic reticulum membrane; plasma membrane; Golgi apparatus. The record is from RefSeq and is a predicted model, not a curated record.
ACGGCGGCGGCUGCAGCGGCAGCAGCGGCAUCAUCAUCGUCGUCAUCGUCAUCAUCAUCAUCAAGCGGAUGUAAAAAGUCACAGAAAUUUGAUCCUCGACUACUCGGCCCGUCACGGUAUCGUCAACUUUUGCCAGUUGUGCUUUGCAUUCUAUCGUUCGCGAUCGUCUUCAGCAUAUUAAUUGUUUACAUGGAUACGACAGAGAUUCGUCAUAAACAAUUUAAGCUGAAUAUGUCGCGCGACUGUGAAUUCUUCGGCGUGGCCCAAGAUAAUCCCACACUCAUAGCAUUCCUGCGCGAAAUCCAGAUGCGCAAAUACCCUAUGCACUUUCUCAAGAAUGCGCCUUUAGACGAUGCAACAUCAACCGCGUCAUCAUCAGCAACAACAGCGGCGAUGGCCGCUUCCUACUCCUCAGCAGCGACGCAUUUUAAUUUCAGCGCACACUACUCUGAAGGUUUGGCGCCCGAAAUGGCGCAUUACGUAGCCGAUCUGGUGGGUGGGAAAGAGAAUGGCGCCUUCAUACAAUCGCUGCCGGGUGCGAUGGGCUAUUUAAUAACCGCACCAUGGCUGGCGGCGACGCUGAAUUGGGCGGGCUUGGUGGUAGAGCCGGAGCCACGUCGUUUCUUCACGUUGCGCAAACAGAAUGCGCAACGGCCGGGUCUGGAGGUGGUGCACGCAUGCAUCUCGCCCAAUCCGUAUCCGAAAGAGGUUACCAUACACAAUGAAGAGUCUGAUGUGCGCAUCAAUAGUCUGUUGGACGAGGAAACUUCGUGGUUUAAUUCGCGCGUCAAAUGCUUUCCAUUGUAUUCGCUGAUGUUGGCGUACAAUCGUGUGGAUUAUGAUCUGCUCAGUUUGGGUGUGCAUGGACACGAGUUGGAGAUCCUAGAAACGCUACCCUUCGAUCGGGUACAAAUCGAAGUGAUAUCCAUACACCUGUCAGAGGACAUCGCACGAGGCUACGUAGAUGCACUAACGGAGUUCCUAGCGGGGAAGUCAUACAAAUUGCAAAAGACCUUCGGUCGCAACUUUUUCUUUCAACGAAACAAAACGACGAGUCGAACACGAAAAAAAGACAUACUGCUAUUGAAAACGCCUUAAUUAGCAGCAGUUGCAGCAGCUGUGGCUGUUCGAAUUGAAGGUGCUGCUGCAAAGCGAGGACCAGGAAAAUGGGGGAAUGUCGUCAAGAAUGCUGUAGCCGUCGCUGCUAAUGUGAAAUCAAAGCCAUUCGUUUAAUUCUAAUAAGAGUGAAAAUUUUUUAUUCGAGAAAAUUUCUGAAAUUGCUGCAUACUUGUGACACGGUAAAAAAAAAAAAAACAAAACUUGAAAAUUUUGGGGAAACCAAACAAUGAAAUAAGUACAUUACACAAAAGCCCGGUGCACGCACGCGCGUACCUAGAAGUAACAAACGAUUAGAACGUGUUGAAGCAUGCUAGUAUUGUGUAACGCGAAAAUAAAAACAAAAACACAAAAUUUGCAAGGCGCAUAAAUUAGAGAACGGAGGGCGUUAGGGGGGAAUUUACGCAGCGAAAUGGCGAUAAUCUUAGACAUAAACAUUAAAACGAAUUAAACGAAUAAUUAGCAUUACUCGUGUACGACGCAGGCGCACUUUACACGAAGCGAGAGGUGCAAAGAAUUUCCUUAGACGUCGUAACUUAAAAAAAUAAAAUACAAAAAUAUCUAAAAUACUUGAAGCGUGCGUCCGCGCAAUCGACAACGAAUUUUUCAAAUUUAUUUUUCAAAUUUAUUUUUCAACGCACGUUUUUGCCUGCAUUUUUCAUUGUGUGCUCCGCUAUCGUGUAUUCAUUAUUAUCAUUGUUGUGGGGGGGGUGGUACAAAAAAAAACAUUAAAAUUAACCGAAUUUUCUGUUGAGGUCGUCUUCGAUCGCGAUUACUAUUAAUUUUUAAUAUUUAGUUUAUAAGUGAAAAAAAUAUAACAACAAAAAAUGCGAAUGCAAAAAACCCGCAUCAAUGAUUGAAAACAGGUUGAAAAAUAUAAGAAAGAAAAGAUCUAUUGUCGCUGUUGUGUAUAAAGUUUGAUUAUUAAUUUAUAUUAUAGUAUAUUUUGCACACUUAAUUUAGUUUUGUAAUUAAUUUAAAUGAAAACAUAAUGCUUUAUUGUAAUUUAAAUUAUUGCCUAAACAAGUAAACUUGUCCGAGAAGUGAACAAAAGCAAAUGUGAAUGAGUCUAAAAUAUUUGGUUAAUAAAUAUACAUACAUACGUAGCAGUUAGCGCCGCAUCUCAGCCGUUGCUAGUUUAAAUACAAAGAAAAAUUAAAUAUAUAUAUAAAUAAAUAGCUAUAGUAAUGCAAAUUUGAUAUUUAAAUGUUAAUAAAAUAUAGCAAGUAUGUAAUUGAAAUAAUAUAUAUACCUACAUACAUAUAUAAAAUAUAUAUUGUAACGCUAAACAUACACAUUUACGUACGUACAUACACGUAAAUAUAUAAUUGACUGUUUAAUAUUAGUAUAUGAAAUUAUUGUUUACGGAGCAGCUAACAAAUAGACUUUAUACAUAGAAAAAAGGCCGGGUUGUGAGGCUAUGGUGGACAAUAUUUUACGGGUGUGUUAACUUGCAAAAGGCCGAAAAGAGCUAAGUUGCAUAUUAGCAAUAGCAAGACGUUGCGCCACGUGUGUAGAAGAGCAUAACUCAUUUACCAUUUGGGUUAUGUGGUCGCAUCACUGCGUCAUAAAGUCAAUUAAGUAUUUGGCAAAGUAGGUUUUUAUAGCAAAAUAUGCCUAUUAAGCGCAUUUCUAGUUGAAGUGAAAUGGCCUAUGUAAAAAUAAAAUAAAAUGUUUUCUUCCAUAGCAUCCCAGUUCAGCCUCAAACAAAUACACACCACCACACAAAGUUUAAAUAGUUUUAACUUCAAAAGUGUGCAGCUAAAAAAAAGGAGGGCAGCUUAAAAACACAAAGAGAUUAUCCAGCCUUUAGUAGCUUGAACCGCAAAAUAUCGUACUGAAACUAAAUUAUACAAAAGAAAAAUUAAAUAAAAUAUAUAAAAAUUUAACUACACUUUAGAGGAAAAAUUACGAAAAACUAAGCGUUAAAGAAAAUAAUAACACUUUUUGGUACUAGUAAAUGGAAGGCAGCAGCAACAGCAACAGCAACAGUAUUAAAGUAAAGUAUAUAUAUUUUCGUUUUUUGUUGAAUAAAAGCAAUGCAAUAAAUGUCUUAAAAUAUCUCUGUAAACUGAAGUAAACUCGAUUACAAACAGAGCGAUGCAGUACAUUUAGUUGGAAAAUAUGUAGUAAAUCUUCUGCGUAAAACAGAAUUGCAAUCUUUCAUUAAAGUUCAUCACUAUAAUUUAAAAUGAAUUUUGAUAAUUUUUCUUCUGUCUAUCUAUUGUUUAUUUAUUUUUCCGAAUUGUAAUUUUCUGCCCUUAUCAUAGACGGUAUAAAGUAAUUGCACAUUGAAACUAGUAUUAACUAUUUGGCAUUUAAAAGUGCGAGUUGGUUGUUAGAAAAAUUAAAUGUUUCACCGAGUUAAUUUCCUCUAAUCGUGCGUCAAUAUUGUCUCUUAACUAUAUAAACUCCAAAAACAAGCGCCUAAAUUGUUGCUCAAUAUCCACACCAGUGACAAAAAAAUACUUCUCAAUUCAAGUAAACAAGCAUUUAAAAUAACUAUCUACGAAAUCAGCAUCCGCUUUCGAGAAAGGACAACCUUUCCAUAAAAAAGUGUUCAAAAUAAAAUCAAAAAAAAAAAAAAAAAAUACCGUUGGAAGCACGCCGCCCCAAACCACUAAACAUCACAUGCUCAAGCUCACACCUACUUACAAAAAACAAAAAAGCAACAACAACCAAAACAAGCAUAGAAAUUCUAAGGCUACAAAUAAAAUUAAUAAAAAAUAAUAAACAAACACAAAAUCACAAAACUCAAAAGCCUCACACACUUAAACUACUCGUUAUUUCUAUUUAGAUUAAUGUAAAUGUACGUAAGCUACUAGCUAUCAAUAAUUAUUAAUUAAUAAUAAUAAAAAAAUUUAAAUUUAAAUAUAAUUGUUUAUGUUUAUUUUUUUUGUUUUUGUUUAUUUGUUUGAACUUUUGCUGCUGCGUUCUUGCGUGCGUCAGUAUUUAUGAUUUAAAAUGCCCUAGUUUACUAAAUCAUCGACAUUAGAUUAACAUUAACAUUACCAUUAUCAGUAUGACAUUAACAAGAAGAGCAGACAAACAAAAAAUAAUAAAUCACAACAAAAAAAAACUAAAGUAUGAGGAAAAGACAAAAACCAAAUGUAACGAAGGAAAUGUGUAAUCAUUACAAGCGAAGCAAUGCAAAAAGUCCCAAACAUUUUCUCAUACAAAAUCAAACAAAAAGAAAAACACUUUCAUGUUCAAUAAUUAUAAUUAUUGUAAAAAUGCUAAUUAUUAUUAAUGUAAUUGUAUAGAUGCAUAAACACACACACACACACUCAUACGUAUGCAUAUGCUAAGUAAAUUUACACAAUUCUUAAACUAUUUGUACGAAUAUUUGGUAAAUGUGUAGUAAGCGUGCGCGAAGAAAUUUAAAAUGUAUUAAAGUGAAAGAAAAUAAUAAUAAUAAUAAUAAAUUUAAAUAGCAAAUAGCAACAAUGAAAUGGCAAGCGUUGACCUAUUGUUUUAUAAUACAUGCAUAGUCUAAAGCGCUAAUUUAUAUUUAUUUUCUUUCGUUUUUUCAAUAUUUAUUUAUUUUUGUUACGUUUUUUUGUUCAAGAAUAUAUAUAGUCAGCUUAUAUUUAUAAAAAUGCGGGAAGCAAUGAAAUGUUCGCCUCGAAAAACUCUCAACUAUUAGUUGACAUUGUGAUCGCCCUCAUAGCCUUAAAUGCUCCUAAAAACGCAUACAUAUUUCAUGGCGAAAAAUCGAAAAAAAAAUAACAUCCAUUUGCAUGAUAUUGUUUGCCACGUCCAUUGGUAUGAAAAUUUAAAACAUUCUGUGUGUUGCUUUGACUUUACUUACAAAGUAGACAAUGUAGUAACGUUGGCUUGGCAUAUCCUCACAUAAAGGCCGAUAGCUGUUGAGUAUGAGAUAUACAAUUUUUGCACUUCGAAAGUCAUUCGCACUCGCAUUUCUUAUAAAUAUAAGCUUUUGAUAUUAUGUUUUUUGUUUAUUUUUAUUUUUUUCUUUAUUAAAAAAAUUAAUGUUUCAAACGAGCAGCGCACUUUGCACAAACUGGAAACUAAAACCAAAAAUCGUAUGUUGUUGUGAAAGCAAAGAAAUCCUCCAAAACGUGUUUAGGGAAUGCUGCUGAAGUUACAGUUCUUCGCCAAAAUGAAUUUAGAUCGUUCGAGUAACGCAGGGCCGACUGUUGUAAGAAGGAUAUUUGUAUAAAACUGCCUUUAUAUAUAAGCUAAGCUUUUAUGCUAAUUUACACAUUUAGAUACUUUAAACAUUUUCAAAAAAAAACCUUAUAAGACGUGGAGUUAGAGCAAUAUUGGGUGUACAAUGUCAACUGGGAGUGAUUUUUGAACUUCGAAUGCGACUGAAACUUGUAAAAACAAAACUAAAAAAGGCAUCUCAAUCCUAAGCUGACUUUGUAAACCCGCCUUAGAACACUUUUUUUGGUCUGUCGUAAAUUCAAGAAACAAAAAAAGGAGUCAUAUUGUUUCCGACGACUGUCGAGCCUACUUCAACCUGAACGGUCCAGAUUUUUAAUUUGGCAAGCUCUGUUCACCCGGCAGCAUUCAAGUAUUUGGGAACUUUCUAUGCUGUUAUAAAAACAAAAGCAUUACAUUAAAAAGUCGGCUCUGUAUUUCAGUAUAAAGAAGUAGGAGGAAUACCGCGAUCAGCAUUUUAGGCAGACAACGUAUGUAUAUCAGUGAGAAGGCGCAAUUCCAGUGUGAGCUAAUUUGUUAAGCAUGGUUAAAAUCGUGGCAAGCUCUCAUUUCUCAUUAACAUUAUUAUUACUAUUAUUUGUUCGACUAAUUAAAAUUUAUAAAUAAAUUGCGCUAACUUUAAGUUAAUUAGCUUAAAUUUAUGAGUCGAAUUAUAUGUAUGUAUGAUUGUAAUUUGUAUUUAUAUAUAAAAGCUAUAGAUAUAUAUGUUUAUGUACGUGUAAACAUAUACAUACAUAUAUUUUUUGUCAAUAAGUGCAUACGCGUUAAACUGUAAAAUUUGGCCUACUUGUAAGUCACAUCACGUCAUUUCACACAUUUAUCUCAUCUCAUUCUUACUUGCCUCAUUUUAUUAAAAGCCAUCUGCAACUUACUCGACGGCAACGAAUUUUUUAGCUAAUUUAUUUAUUUUUGUUCGUUUUUCAAAUGCAACGAAGUUUAUUAAAUGCACUCAGAUGUGUUCCUUCAUCCGCCCAUGCUCUACAAAAUGUCCAAACAGCACAUGCUCUAUAAGUAAUAAGAACAAAAAAAUUAAAUUAUUGCUACCGAAAAGCAGAUUAAUAUAAAAAAAAAAUAAUAAUUGAAAAGAAAAAACAAGAAAAACAAAAUUGCGUUUAAUAAAAAUGCAGACUAAGCCGUUGGUCGCCUUAAAUAUUUACACUCAUAAACUAUAAUGUAUGUAUGUACUAUAUAAUAUUCAAAUAUACAUCGAUACACACACAUACACACAAAUAUAUAAAUGUAGUAAAGAAGAAGAAAAUUAAAAGAAAAGCUAUGUGCAAAAGAAAUUACAAAGUAUUUCCAACUAUGGUUUACACGCUCGCACGCACGCUAUUGCGGCCAGCAACCGCUCACUUUGCCCUUGCACAUACUUCUUCAUUUGUAUAGCUAAUUUAAUAAUUUCAUUUACCAAUUCUAUCUUGUCUUCAACAACUCGCCUAUCUUCUACUAGUUUGCUCAGUGUUUUUCUUCUUUCAUUUUUUUUUUAUCUGUUCUUUAUCAUCAAAUCUAACAAAAAAAA